AUAGGAAGUGAUGUUUCCCGCAGGGCUCGAGGCUGACGGUGAUGCGCAGCGCGUGAAGCUUCGCAGGAGAAAGACGCCUGAUCAUCAAACAUCGAAGAUCAUCAAACAUCGAAGAUCAAAGUUAAGUGAGCACUGUGACCAUGGAUCCCUCCGUCCCCCUCCCAUUGGUCAUCCUUGUCCUCCUCCUGAGUCCGGUCUCCUCUGAGACCGUUGACCCGUCUGUGGUGGACUUGACUAAUAGGAACUCAGACUUCGCCGCCCGCUUGUACCGAGCCGUCGCCAGCCAGACUGACGUUAACGUCUUCCUGUCUGCAUUCACGCUGUCCGCCGGACUGAUGGCAAUGCUGAGUGCCACCAAGGGGUCAACCCAGAACCAGCUGCUUCAAGCACUCACCAUGAACGGACUGGACCCGAACACUCUCCCAGAUCUGUUUCAGAGUCUGAGGACCGUCGUCCUGCAGGGCAGCGAAUCCAUCAACCUGCAGCAAGGGGUCGCCAUCUUCCCCCCCCAGAACUUUGAAGUGUCCUGGUCCUACCAGAAUCUGCUUCAGUUGAAGUUUGGGGGGACUGUUCGGAAUCUCGUCUACACGGCACCUCAGGAAGCUGUCGACGUCAUCAACCGCUGGGCCCAGGACCAGACCGGAGACCGAGUCCGGGAGCUGGUGACCAGCCUGGACCCCCAGACCCAGCUGCUGCUUGCCACCACUGCUGUGUGCCAGCUCCAGUUCAGUCCAUCCUUUAACUCGUCUCUGUCUCAGGAGGAGCGUUUCUACGUGGACAAGUAUCACGUCGUUAUGGUUACCAUGAUGUUCAGGGCCGGUAAGUACUUCCUGGCGUACGACCGCUCGGCGAAGGCCGGUGUGCUGAAGCUGCCGAUGACGAACGGGGCGGCGAUGUUAGUCGUGCUGCCCGAUGAAGACGUGGACAUCACCACUGUUGAAGAAGAAGUGACGGCAGAGAAAAUCCAGGCGUGGAUCAAACAGCUUAAGAAGACGAAGUUGGAGGUGCAGCUUCCUCGCUUCCAGUUGGAGCGUUCCUAUUCACUGAAGGAUGCCCUGCAGACUCUUGACAUCACUCAGGUGUUUGAGGAUGAUGCUGACAUCACCAACAUGUGCGAGGCUAAAGGACUGAAACUCACACAGGUUUACCAUAAAACCACUGUCUCUGUUAACGAGCACAGCGAUGACAUCACUGCAGGGGACGGAGACAUUGUGUUCUCCACUCUUCCUCCUCGACUGACCAUCAACAGACCCUUCAUCUUCAUCAUCUACCAUCAGACCACCGGCAGCCUGCUGUUCAUGGGCCGAGUGGUCGACCCCACCAAGAAAUAAGUUCAGCUGAGAGGUCGCUAGGCCACGCACACCAGUCACACCUAUUAAACACUAAUAACUUACAUAGCAGGUUACAUAGCAGGUUACAUACCGUAACAUACCGUGUUCUAAUGUUGCUCUGCUGUCUGUGGAUUGUAGCUCUUUGUGUUUCCCAAAGUGAGGGUCAGGACCCCCUAAGGGGUCGCACGAUAAAUCUGAAUGGUCCAGAGAGGAUUAACAGGAAAGGUGCUGAUGAUACAGACGUAUGGCGUAACCACCAUGACCUUUUCCUCCUGUGCUGUCAGCGGGGCAGCGUUUGAAUCUGUGCAGACAGCUGGACGCUGUGUUUACUGCAUUCUUAUGUAAAAUAGUGAAUAUGGUAAACAUUAGCAUUUAACACUCAGCUGAAAGCACAGCAGGAAAUGACUGAGAACUGUCCUUUUAUUCUUCAAACAUUUAAAAAAGAGUUUUUUUUUUAUUUAAAAGGAUAAAAAAAUUGUUAGGUUAAUUAUUUGACCUGUGACGAGUCACCGGUCAACGCUUUGUUUUCAAAGGGGGGGAGAUACUGAGCUACGAUGGAGGAGCCCCUUCCCGCUGAUUUAACACAGUCUGACUCAGAAAUGUGGAUUUACUUCUGUGAUAAACAUAUUUUACUGUUUCACUGAAAAAUGUUCUGUAAUUCUUCCAUAAGACUGUAACAUCAGACACAUCACACAGAGCUGAGUGAGCGCAGCGAACGCUGCCCUCUGCAGGAGGAAGGAGGGAAAGUACAGAAUAGCUGUUGAUAUUAAAUGAGUGAACAUUUUAUUUGUGUGUGACGUGUCUCAGGCUUUACUCUGUACCGAGCCCCUGAACCACACAACAUUAAAACCAGAGUCACAGAUGGAACUGAAGCUUUAUGAGUCCUGGAUGACUGACAGUUAAAUGACAUCUCAUCAGCCGCAGCUGGAGUUUGUGUUUACAACUAUUUAGCAUGUUAGCAUGGCAGCCACUAUCAUACCAUAUGUGCUGUAUAAAGUUCAUGAAUUAGAACAGUUACUGUACUUUUGUUGUUUUACUCUGUUUAAAUAUCCGUACUGUUGUAACCUCCGCUGCAGUGAACCGAAACAUUAAACUUUAACACACUU
Toxotes jaculatrix (banded archerfish) is the source of this 2437-nucleotide messenger RNA. RefSeq names its product protein Z-dependent protease inhibitor-like. Gene Ontology annotation, biological process: blood coagulation; negative regulation of endopeptidase activity. The coding region runs from base 141 to 1331 and encodes 396 amino acids. Gene Ontology annotation, molecular function: serine-type endopeptidase inhibitor activity. The transcript has 6 exons. NCBI's taxonomy places the organism in Eukaryota, Metazoa, Chordata, Actinopteri, Toxotidae. The record is from RefSeq and is a predicted model, not a curated record.